CUCCUGCUGGUCUUAGCGGAGCCACAAAUCAGUGGUCGACCAGCUCUAUAAAAGAAAUUCACUGCGUUUGCCAAGAGGCCAAUUCGAUCGAUCACUAAGCUUUUGAGAGAAAGAGAGAAAGAUUGAGGCGGACGCCAUGGAGGAGGACAUGAAAGCUCAAGCCCAAGUGUGGAAACACAUAUACGGCUUCGUCGAGUCAUUCACUCUCAAAUGCGCGAUCGAACUCGGGAUCGCGGACAUACUCUACGAACAUGGUCAGCCCAUGACUCUCUCCGAGUUAGCCUCCUCCAUCCCUCUUCCCUCUGUCAGCCAAGACGGAUUGUACAGGGUGUUGCGUUACCUCGUGCACAUGAAACUCUUCGACCUGCAGGUCGAUUCCGACGGGUUAAAGAAGUACCGGCUCACUCCCGCGUCCAAGCUCUUGGUCAAAAACCAGGAGAAGAACCUGGCAUCCUUCGUUCUCCUGCAAUUGUACGAGAUAGACACUUGGAACCACCUAAGUGCCGCAGUGGAAGGUACCGUGACACCCUGGGAGAAGUGUCACGGCGGCGUGGACUACAUAGAGUACUUUAAGAAGGACUCGGUGGCGAAUCAGUUGUUGAGCGACGCGAUGACGAGUCACACGAGUAUGGUGACGGACGCGCUGGUGAAGGGCUGCAAGAAGGCGCACAUCCUUGAUGGAGUAGGGUCCCUAAUUGACGUGGGCGGGUGUACUGGGGUGGCUGCUAGAGCCAUCGCUAAGUGGUUCCCCAGUAUAAAAUGUGCGGUGUUUGAUCUGCCCCACGUAGUAGCCAACGCGCCCGAGUGCCCCGAGGUGACUCGGAUCGGAGGCGAUAUGUUCGUAUCAAUUCCGAAAACGGAUGUGGUGUUCAUGAAGUCGGUGUUACACGACUGGGGAGACGAGGACUGCGUAAAGAUUCUGAAGAAAUGCAAGGAGGCGAUAUCGGAGAAAGGAGGAAAAGCAGUGAUCGUGGAUAUUGUAAUGGAUGUGGAAUCAUCGCCGAAUGAGUUCACUGGUGCAAGACUGGGGAUGGAGAUGGACAUGCUGGUCGCAGUGGGUGGUAAAGAGAGAAGUGAAAAGGAGUGGCAUAAACUCUUCAAGGAAGCGGGUUACAGCGGGUACAAGAUAACACCCAUCGUUGCAAUCGAAUCAAUUAUAGAAGUGUUCCCUUGACAUCGAUAAAGCUUAAUUUUGUUUUCGUUGUGCGUGGUAUUUGUAAUUUAGUACAUUCUCUGGACUCUGGAGCAUCCUUGAGAUAAAGCCUGUAUUGUGUUUAAGUUUGUUUUAGACAGUAGCAAAACUAAUCAAACUGUCUUUGCGCCAUUCAAAUCUUACUCGGUAAAAUAAAAAGUUUUACUUUUAGUAUUUGGACCUAA
Messenger RNA from Nelumbo nucifera (sacred lotus), 1377 nucleotides. RefSeq names its product (RS)-norcoclaurine 6-O-methyltransferase-like. The record is from RefSeq and is a predicted model, not a curated record. NCBI's taxonomy places the organism in Eukaryota, Viridiplantae, Streptophyta, Magnoliopsida, Proteales, Nelumbonaceae. Gene Ontology annotation, molecular function: O-methyltransferase activity; protein dimerization activity.